CAUGCAAAUGGGAAAAGCAACGAGCCUACAUUUGGCCACAGCCCACUCCUUUUUCCUGCAUUGAAUGCAUCCGCGUCGUCGCUCCAAGUGAUGAGGCGACGCCGCCUUGUCGUUUCGCGCAUUGUAGUGAAAGUUGGGUUACACAAGGGUUGAAGUUUCAGUUGUUGAGAGUGGGUAGCGAGAAUUCCGCAUGACUUUUUGGGGCGUCUGUUCGUGUUUCGGAAGUGGGUCUGUCUCUCCGUGUAAUUAAUAUCUUAGCGGGGGCUGGCUGGGUAUCGCCACUCGAUCUUCAUUGUCAAUAUCUAGCCUCUACGGUUGGAUUCAACUAGUUCCUCCGGGAAUCUUCCUGCCUUUGGCUCGAGUUUGAACUUGCGAAGGAUCGAAAGAGCUAGAAGGUUUGAACCUGCAGCUCUUCACUCGAAUGUUUUGUAGCUUUGAACCUCGUUGCUGUUCUCUCUCACCUGUGUGCCCGGUUACGCAGCUGAAGUGUCCCUAAUGUAGAGAAUGACAGACUUGAUGACACGCCGCGACUCUAUUAACAAUGGUCACGACGGUCACGACGGCCACGACAAUACAGAGCACACGAGUCAUCGCCCCGGAGCUGUGCGGCGCGCGAUAGCGAAGGCCAAGAAUUCAACUGGACUCACCCACGACUCAAAGGCAUCGUAUGUCGACUACCAGGAUGACAAGCCUCACCCCCACCCGAAGGUCGAAGAUAUAGUCAACACGGUGGGCUUUUCUCUCAUCCAAGAGAGCAUGAAGUACUUGAAAAGUCCUGCAGGCUUAGAAGCAAUGACGGUCAUUUUCAGUGCACAAUGUCGAGUGGCAGCCCGCUUGGCCUUGACUGAAGAAGCAAAGCAAGCGGCCCGAAUCGCAGCUCAGGAGGCCACGGCGGGGACAUACGAUGGUGCAGAACGCAAAACCAGAGAGGCUUGGUCCAAAAUUCCUCCAUCUCUGGUGACAAUUGGUUUCAUCGUGAUCGGCACCUAUUUGGUGUUGUUCUCGGUUGGCUUGCUCUUCAGUCUUUGGCGGUUCGCCCUCUUUGGUCUUCACUAAUUGCUGUGGUAUAAAUUCAUCGCAUUUCUCCCCCAUGUCUUCGUUUGUACUGACUUGACAAGAGCUAAUACUAAGAAAAUGAAUCCGUCGCCACGACGAACAACCUACCAGUCGUAUUCAUUAAAAGAUCUCCUACAAGAUGAUGUGAAGGAAUAUUGUACUUCAAUUGAACUUUUGUUAUGGAAAUGGGGUGAAAAGAGUAUGCUUUAGAAUACAUCUGCCCUACUUGUGAAGGCUCAAAUAGUGGGUACUGCGGGCAUUCAAUGUUUGCUGUGUGUGCUUAUGAAGGGGCCAUGAGAAAUGCUCACGCGGCAUCACGAGUGAAAUUCAAAACACUGUCAAGGCUAAUGUCGCCAUGCCUGUGGAAAAUGGGAUGAGCUUCAAUCACUACUGGCGGAACUUGAGAGCGUAGUAGCUGGAAAUGUUUUAGGUUAAAAAAGCAAAGAUACGCUCAGAAGAGACAAAACAACUUGAAUACACUGGACUACCAUUAUUAAAGUUUAGGUUCAUUAGUAGUUCCAUGUAGGGAGAGAUACAUCUUCCUCUAGUGUCAAAAACCUGUAACAAGCAUGACAAGUGAUUAAUCUAUAACUUAGAAAAACUCCUUUUUAAAGAGGAAAAUAGCACACUUUGUUGUGGCUCAAAAUGAUAACAGGAAGACAUCCACUUUGAGAAGAGAGAAAAAAACAAUUAUGCAAUCACCACUUCUAAUAUUG
Messenger RNA from Physcomitrium patens, 1772 nucleotides. RefSeq lists its product as uncharacterized. The record is from RefSeq and is a predicted model, not a curated record. Lineage: Eukaryota; Viridiplantae; Streptophyta; Bryopsida; Funariales; Funariaceae.